Molecule: messenger RNA, 3444 nt
Organism: Frieseomelitta varia
Lineage: Eukaryota; Metazoa; Arthropoda; Insecta; Hymenoptera; Apidae
Gene: subdued
Product: anoctamin-1
Exons: 11
Coding region: 339-3317 (992 amino acids)
Biological process (GO): chloride transmembrane transport
Cellular component (GO): plasma membrane
Molecular function (GO): chloride channel activity; protein dimerization activity
Source: RefSeq, a predicted model, not a curated record
GUGCUUACCUAUACAUAUAUUGAUAUGAUUCAUGAAUACGUGCAUUAUUCUGUAUUUACUCAGAUGAUGAACUCAACGUAUCAAUUCCAUCGUUUUUGUACAAUUGUAGAUAAAUGUAAAUAAAUUAACUAGUUAUAACAAAUGUGUGUAGUAGUCAAAUCAAAGGUUAAAAUACGUGUUAAAAAUAUGUGUACAUGUGUAUCCACGCAGUUAUGUGACAAUUUCCUGUACCAUAUCUGCACAGCAUCCGGAGUGAAAGAUUUCUAAUGGAAAGAUGAGAAUUAUACAUUGUUAGAUUGAAAUAAAUAGAAUUUGAAUACUGAUCAAUUCAAUUAAAAAUGGAAGAGGAUGAAGAAAUUUCUGUACCAUGGAUACAGAAGAGUAGGAAUGAUACGUCUGAAAUAAGUCUUUAUCGAUCAAUACCAAGUAAUUUAAAUGCAGGAUCUGUGCAAACUUUGUAUCAAAGUGUUCGUAAUAUCUCAUCGUUGAAUAAUGCUGGAAGUAUGACUACUUUGGAUAGUAUGCAUAGUGCAAUCUCCUUGGAAGAUAUUCAACAAUCAUUUAAUGAUGAUUUAUCAGUUCUUAAUAAUGAGGUAACAAUUAAUGGUAGUUGUACAGAUCUGAGAAAUAGCAGAAGAAGUUCAAAAUCUAUCUCAAAAUGUGGAACAGCUUUUAGUUUAUAUUUUCGUGAUGAAAUUCGUACAAUUGAUUUUGUACUUGUUUGGGAUGAAUACAAUGUGGAAGCUCAAACAUAUCGUUGUACAGAACAUAGACGUGUAUUUGAAAAAAAUUUGGAGAAGGAAAGUUUACAAUUGGAAUAUGAACAAGCAGAACCAAAUGGUCUACAUUUCAUAAAAAUUCAUGCACCUCGAGAAGUAUUAAGACGGUAUGCUGAAAUAUUAAAACUUAGAUUGCCAAUGAAGGAAUUACCUAAUAUGAUAAUUCCUGAAAAUAGUAGUAUUGCAUUAAUUAAAGAAGUCAAUUCGUUAUUUAAAAGAAUUAUGAAAAACUAUUAUGUAGACCAAACAAUAUUUCCAACUAUGAAACAUAAUUUUACGGCUGUUUAUAGCCGUGAUAAAGAAUAUUUAUUCAAUUUGGAUUCGCCAAAUUUUUUUACCGCUGCAACGCGUGCUAGAAUCAUACAGUUCAUUUUAGAUAGAACCAGAUUUACUGAAACCAAGGAUGACGAUUUUGCAUUUGGAAUAGAAAGAUUGAUUUCGGAAAAAGCAUACGUAGCAGCAUAUCCUCUUCACGAUGGAGAUCUACACGCACCAGAUUCCAUGAGAUAUCUUUUAUACAAAGAAUGGGCAAGUUUAAAAAAAUGUCUUCAUUACCAACCAUUAGACUAUAUCAAAGAAUAUUUUGGAGUAAAAAUUGGACUUUACUUUGCUUGGCUCGGAUUUUAUACACAUAUGCUAAUACCUGCUAGUAUUGUAGGUCUUUUAUGUUUUAUAUACAGUUGCGCAACUUUGUAUUCUAACGAACCAAGCGAAGAUAUCUGCAAUGGUAACGGUACCAUUGAAAUGUGUCCCCUAUGUGAUCAUAUUUGUGGAUACUGGGAUUUAAAAGAAACAUGCUUACACGCAAGAAUUACAUAUUUGUUUGAUAACCCAUCUACUGUAUUUUUUUCUAUAUUUAUGUCAUUAUGGGCUACAUUGUUUUUGGAAUUAUGGAAGCGAUAUUCAGCAGAAAUAACUCAUAGAUGGGACUUAACUGGUUUAGAUGCUCAAGAGGAACACCCUCGUCCUCAGUACUUAGCACGUUUGGCACACAUAAAAAAGAAAUCGCUUAAUAUUAUUACAAAUACGGAAGAACCGAAAGUUCCUUUUUGGAAAAUGAGAGUCCCAGCUACAAUUCUCAGCUUUUCCGUUGUUUUGUUGCUGAUUGCAAUAGCAAUGGCAGCAGUGUUAGCUGUUGUUCUAUAUAGAAUGUCUGUUUUAACUGCCUUAAGUGUUUAUGGACACCCUAUGGUAACAAGUUAUGCAAUACUAUUUACAACAGCUACUGCAGCUAGUAUUAAUUUAUGUUGUAUCAUAAUAUUUAACUGGGUUUAUGUUUGGCUAGCUGAAUAUUUAACCGAGAUUGAACUGCUUCGAACUCAAACUGAAUUUGAUGAUAGUUUGACGCUAAAAAUAUAUUUACUCGAAUUUGUUAACUACUAUGCUUCCAUUUUUUAUAUAGCAUUUUUUAAAGGAAAAUUUGUUGGAUAUCCGGGCAAUUAUAAUCGCUUUUUCCAAUACCGGCAAGAAGAAUGUGGCCCCGGUGGUUGUCUUAUGGAAUUAUGCAUACAGUUAAGCAUUAUCAUGGUUGGCAAACAAACUAUGAAUACAAUAUUAGAAAUGUUGUUUCCACUAUUUUAUAAAUGGUUAAAUACUUUAAAAGUACAUGUUGGGAUGAAAACAGAAGAUGGACAUAAAAAGGUUACUACUCGGAAGUAUCUCCAGUGGAUCAAAGAUUAUAAAUUGGUAGAAUGGGGUCCAAGAAGUUUAUUUCCCGAAUAUUUAGAAAUGGUAUUACAAUAUGGAUUUGUUACUAUUUUUGUUGCUGCAUUUCCAUUAGCACCUUUUUUUGCAUUGUUGAAUAAUAUUUUUGAAAUGCGAUUAGAUGCCAAAAAAUUAUUAGUAAUGUACAGAAGACCAGUUGGACAACGUGUUAUAGAUAUAGGCAUAUGGUAUCGCAUUCUUGAUUCCAUUUCUAAGUUAUCUGUUAUAACCAAUGCAUUCAUUAUAGCUUUUACUUCAAAUUUUAUACCAAGAUUAGUUUAUCGAAUAACUGUCUCUGAUAAUUAUUCUCUGGAAGGAUUUCUAGAUCAUUCUCUUUCCAAAUUUAAUACAAGUGACUUACAAAACGGGACUCAACCAUAUUUACCUCCUCACAAACAAGUUGAAAUAUGUAGAUAUCCAGAUUACAGAGAAUCUCCUGAUUCACCAAACAAAUAUCAAUAUACAAUUAUGUUUUGGCAUGUACUUGCAGCAAGACUAGCUUUUAUUGUUGUAUUUGAGAAUAUUGUUGCUCUGGUCAUGAUACUCGUGCGAUGGUGUAUCCCUGAUAUGCAUCCAAAGUUAAGAGAUAAAAUACGGCGCGAGGCAUAUAUAACUAAUGAAAUAAUUAUUCAACAAGAGGCGCUUCGUGCUUCUGAGAGAUCCGCUGAUGACGGAGACACAAAUCAACAUAUCAUUACAUUAAAUGAAAGCACGAAUCGAUGGAACAGGGUCAUGAGAAGUAGUUUAUCUAAUUCUGAAUUUGAUUUAGAAAUUCAUGGAAGUCCUAUAUCGCCGGCUAAUACACAUUCACGAGUUGGUCCUGCUGCACUAUGAUCAUUAUUAUACAAACCAAAUCAGUAGAAAAUUAUAACUGUGAUGCUAGUCACAUUUAUAUAUAUUGCUUUAUUAAUCUGAUUAAUUUGAUGUUGAUAAAAAUAUUUGAAAAGUAUAUCAACAUCAG